AUGCCUGCCUGUUGUUUCGGCCCGCUCGCCGCCGCCUUCCUUCUUGGCCAGCUGCUGCUUGGUCUCCCCCCAGCCAAAGGCGCGGGAGCAGAGAAGACGGGCGUGUGCCCCGAGAUCCAGCCGGAGCAGAACUGCACGCAGGAGUGCCUCUCCGACAGCGAUUGCCCGGACAAUCUCAAGUGCUGCCGCGCGGGCUGCGUCAGCCUCUGCAGCUUGCCCAAUGAAAAGCAGGGUUCCUGUCCCCGGGUGGACAUUAGCUUCCCCCAACUCGGCAUCUGCUGGGAUCAGUGCAAGGUGGACAGUGAGUGCCCUGGACUGAAGAAAUGCUGCCGCAAUGGCUGCGGGAAUGUGUCCUGUGUCACUCCCAUCUUCUGAGAUCCAGCCACCACCAUCCUGAGGAGUGGGUAGGAGAAGCCUCUGCCUAGCCCUGCAUCUGGUUUCAGCCCAGCUGCCCUCCCCUCUUUGUGGCCUCUGCAUUCCCUCUUUGGCUCUGACCACAGCUUCUCCCUUUUCCAACCAAUAAAAUAACCACUUUCAGCA
Messenger RNA from Carlito syrichta (Philippine tarsier), 540 nucleotides. It is a transcript of the gene WFDC2, whose product is annotated as WAP four-disulfide core domain 2. The coding region runs from base 1 to 375 and encodes 124 amino acids. Gene Ontology annotation, biological process: antibacterial humoral response; innate immune response. The transcript has 4 exons. Gene Ontology annotation, molecular function: peptidase inhibitor activity. The record is from RefSeq and is a predicted model, not a curated record. Gene Ontology annotation, cellular component: extracellular region. Lineage: Eukaryota; Metazoa; Chordata; Mammalia; Primates; Tarsiidae.